GUGAUUUGUAUGCCAUCACGUGACUCUCAAAAUGGCUAAGUUAAUAAAUAGUAAAAAUCUUAGCUGGUUGAAACAUUUGCCAAAAUUGAGAGAAAGUCUUGUAUUGAGAAUGAAUUCCUCCUCCAAUGACUUGGUAGAGACCAGUAAAAUAGACAAGACGUUCCUGAUUGGAAUAAACAGGCCUGAACAUCGGAAUGCUGUCAAUCCUGAAACAGCUCACCAACUCUUUAAAGCAUUUCAACAGUUCGAGGCAGAUGAUGACUGCUAUGUAGCAGUUCUACAUGGAAAAGGGGGAAAUUUCUGUGCAGGAUUUGACCUUAAAGCUUUAUCACAAUUUGAAGAAAAUCUGCAAUUUCCUGGAUUUGAAGACAGCAAAGAAGGGCCAAUGGGUCCAUCAAGAAUGAUGUUGAGUAAACCAGUAAUUGGAGCUAUAUCAGGCUAUGCUGUAGCUGGGGGUCUGGAACUCGCCCUGUUGUGUGAUUUAAGAGUUGUAGAGGAGACCACUAUUAUGGGAGUCUUUUGCAGAAGAUUUGGUGUGCCCCUGAUAGAUGGUGGUACAGUAAGGUUACCCCAGCUGAUUGGUUUAUCCCGAGCCCUAGACCUGAUUCUAACAGGCCGUCCCAUUGGUGGAAAGGAAGCUCUUUCAUUUGGUUUAGCCAAUGACUGUGUGUCUACUGGAACAGCAUUAGGCGUCGCCUGUUUGAUGGCUAAGAGGAUCUCGGAUUUCCCUCAGACAUGUUUAUGUACUGACCGCAAAUCAGCCUAUUAUUCCACAUUCGACAGUAAAUCUUUAGAUGACGCCUUAAACUAUGAGUACUCCAAUGGUAUAAAAGUGGUGAAUCAGGAAUCUAUCAAAGGGGCAGUCGAAUUUACAGAUGGAAAGGGAAGACACGGACAGUUCAAAACUUCAAAGUUAUGAUGAGGAAUGGUAAUUGCCUUAGUUUUAAUCAGGCAAAACAAGUCCAAAAAUUUCAGGCCGUUUGAGAAAGUUAAUUUCUAAUUCAAGCUACUUUCGUGCCACAAUGAGCUAAUUUGCCUCAAGUUGAACAGGAGUGUGUUACCUUAUCAAAAUCAACAAUCAUCUGUUAAUUAUAUAACAGUUGACAAUAGUAUACAUAUAUCUGAAACACACAUAGACAGAAUCAGAUGAGCUCUUAGUCCAGCUUGAGUGGAAUCUGUGGGGGCUGGGCCCCAGCUAGUGAGAAUCAAGCCCCAUCAAAACCUUCUUCAGUUCAGCAGAGAUUGAUUAACUUACAGUGUCUUUGUACAAAGAUACAGAUUUUGAUACGUUUUUGGCACCUCAAAAUUGUCAGAUAUGAGUUCUAUGGGCCAUUAAUUAUUUAAAUCUUAUGAGUACAAAAUAUGAGCCCCAGCCCCAGCUGUCUUAGUCAAUGGUACUUGUUUUUGGAAGGUCUUUUCCAAGGUGGUCAAUUGUGUCUUUUUUCAUAUGUCAUGUUUCAUAUUGUAAAUGUACAUAUGUAUAAUUUUACAGAAGUAAAUAUUUUUUAAACCAU
This is a messenger RNA of Lottia gigantea (owl limpet), 1514 nucleotides long. RefSeq lists its product as hypothetical. The record is from RefSeq and is a predicted model, not a curated record. Gene Ontology annotation, molecular function: catalytic activity. Bases 32 to 919 code for a protein of 295 amino acids. NCBI's taxonomy places the organism in Eukaryota, Metazoa, Mollusca, Gastropoda, Lottiidae. The transcript has 7 exons.